This is a messenger RNA of Melanotaenia boesemani (Boeseman's rainbowfish), 1456 nucleotides long. RefSeq names its product metabotropic glutamate receptor 5-like. Gene Ontology annotation, biological process: trans-synaptic signaling by endocannabinoid, modulating synaptic transmission; G protein-coupled glutamate receptor signaling pathway; regulation of synaptic transmission, glutamatergic. Gene Ontology annotation, cellular component: postsynaptic density membrane. The record is from RefSeq and is a predicted model, not a curated record. The transcript has 7 exons. Lineage: Eukaryota; Metazoa; Chordata; Actinopteri; Atheriniformes; Melanotaeniidae. The coding region runs from base 424 to 1389 and encodes 321 amino acids. Gene Ontology annotation, molecular function: adenylate cyclase inhibiting G protein-coupled glutamate receptor activity; G protein-coupled receptor activity involved in regulation of postsynaptic membrane potential.
CUUUGCUCUGUGGUAUUAACAUAGGCUACAUCCUAAUUAUCAAGCUGGACUCUGCAAGUGAUUUCAGACAUGUUCCCAUAAGGUUUAUGUGAACAUGUCUUUCUGUCAACUGUUACUGUGGAGAUCAACUCAGCCUUGUACUUGGGAGAUCCUGGAGCUGUUUCAGCCAAUGAAACUUAGUACAGAUUUUCUUUUAAAUUUCCCAGGCUACAUCGCUGCACCUAUCUCAGCUGUUUCACUGAUGGUCCCACCUUGACAUUCAAAAGUACGAAGCAGGGUGGGAAGGAAUAUACUUAACAAAAAAGUCCUCCACUUUGGUACAAGCUCUUGUCAUGGGCAGGGAAAGUGUUUCUGGGACAAGUAGUACCCUGUGACGACUCAAAUCUAAAAUCUUCUUCUCUAUUGUUACCUCAACGGACCAAGAUGAUGCCUUGGCUGCUGCUAGUUUUGUCCAUUUGGGUAGUGCUUGGACAAACGGACUCUGCCCACUCCAGUGAACGGAGAGUUGUAGCACACAUGCCUGGGGACAUUAUCAUUGGGGCACUGUUCUCUGUCCAUCAUCAGCCUCCUGCUGACAAGGUGCAUGAGCGCAAGUGUGGUGCUGUGCGAGAGCAAUAUGGUAUCCAGAGAGUGGAGGCCAUGAUGCAUACACUGGACCGCAUCAACGCUGACCCACACAUCCUUCCCAACAUCAGCCUAGGUUGUGAGAUCCGGGACUCUUGCUGGCACUCAGCUGUGGCUCUGGAGCAGAGCAUCGAGUUCAUCCGGGAUUCAUUGGUCUCCUCUGACGAGGCUGAGGAGUGGGGUGGAGGAGGUUCCUGGGGAGGUGGAGGAGGUGGAGGGGCGACCAUGAAAUGUGCAGACCCCUCUGCAACUCCAAUGCGUGGAAAGAAACCCAUUGUGGGUCUAAUUGGACCAGGGUCAAGCUCAGUGGCCAUACAGGUCCAGAAUCUUCUACAGCUGUUCAACAUACCACAGAUUGCCUACUCUGCCACCAGUAUGGACCUCAGUGAUAAGAGCCUUUACAAGUAUUUUAUGCGGGUGGUGCCUUCAGAUGCCCAGCAGGCGCGAGCAAUGGUGGACAUUGUCAAGAGAUACAACUGGAGCUAUGUGUCGGCCAUCCACACUGAAGGCAACUAUGGUGAAAGUGGAAUGGAAGCAUUCAAGGACAUGGCAGCCAAAGAGGGCAUCUGUAUUGCCCACUCUGGCAAAAUCUGGAGCAAUGCUGGAGAGCAGAGCUUUGAUCGGCUCCUGGAGAGGCUGAGGGCACACUUGCCGAAGGCCAGAGUAGUGGCAUGUUUCUGUGAAGGCAUGACUGUCCGUAAUAUCCUCAUGGCCAUGAGGCGUCAGGGACUGGUUGGAGAGUUCCUUCUUAUCGGCAGUGAUUAAUGCUGUGUAAUUAAAUCAUCGUAACCAGCAUAAUUUGUGUUGUCAUCUCACUCGCCUUAUUCACCAU